UCCGUCGCACGAGGACAGCUCUCACGCCGCCGUGGCCUCAGUGCGCUUUAAUUAUUUUACCCUUUAAACUGAUUUAAAACACAUUUCGGGAUGGACGCUGAUAAAACGACAGUUUCUACCGCCGGUGCUGCCGCGGAGAGUAAAGAUGACACAGAUUCUUUCACAAAGGUAAAAUCUAAAAAGACCCAGAAGCGAAAACGUGAACAAGAUGGAGUGGACAUGGACACAGACGAGCCUGUGGCAAACAAGCGGCCGCAGUUUCCACCGAUUUCAGGCGACAAACUAAGGGGACCAGAUGAGAUGCGCAAAAUCCCUGUCCCGGCACACAGAUACACCCCGCUGAAAGAAAACUGGCUGAAGAUUUUCACCCCCAUUGUAGAGAACCUACAGCUUCAAGUCAGAUUCAACCUGAAAACCAGGAAUGUUGAAAUCAAAACAUGCAAAGAAACACAUGACAUUGGCUCCCUCACGAAAGCAGCAGAUUUUGUUAAAGCGUUUAUUCUGGGAUUCCAGGUUGAAGAUGCCCUAGCUCUCAUCAGAUUAGAUGAGCUUUUCCUAGAAAGCUUUGAUGUCACAGACGUGAAACCUCUGAAGGGAGACCACUUAUCCAGAGCCAUCGGAAGAGUAGCAGGGAAGGGAGGAAAAACCAAAUUCACCAUUGAAAAUGUCACAAAGACUCGCAUUGUGCUUGCAGACACAAAAGUUCACAUAUUAGGGUCUUUUCAGAAUAUCAAGAUGGCCCGGACAGCGAUCUGUAACUUAAUCUUGGGAAGUCCACCUUCAAAGGUCUAUGGCAACAUCAGAGUGGUGGCAAGCAGAGCUGCGGAGAGGUUCUGAAGUCUGAUUCGUUGCCAUGUGUAUUUAUCUCUUCCCCCAUUGGCUGGUGGAAUUCCCGCUGUGAUCCUUGUUGUUAAGACUGGUGACUGCCUUUUGGACCCACAUCUCAGGUUCGUCUGUAAUGGCCUCAUGUUUCCAGCUGGUUUUUUUUUUGGAUCAGUUGGUUCCAAAUGUGAGGAGAAAGUUAUGAUACAUGCAUAAACAGAAUGCAGGUAUCUGAAAAUAUGAGUUUGUGUAAAUAAAUGAAAAACAUAAAUCAC
This is a messenger RNA of Toxotes jaculatrix (banded archerfish), 1097 nucleotides long. It is a transcript of the gene pno1, whose product is annotated as partner of NOB1 homolog. The record is from RefSeq and is a predicted model, not a curated record. Gene Ontology annotation, cellular component: nucleolus. Lineage: Eukaryota; Metazoa; Chordata; Actinopteri; Toxotidae. The transcript is spliced from 7 exons. The coding region runs from base 91 to 837 and encodes 248 amino acids. Gene Ontology annotation, molecular function: RNA binding.